CUAUUUGGUAGCAUAUAUACAAGUAGUCAAGUACACGGUAGAAUCACACUUAACCUCAUUGGAAAAAAAUGACGACAGAUAAUAAGCAAAAGAAGCUAACGAUACCAUUCAAAACGAGAAUCGCUAUCGCGUUUCUCAACACCUUCACCGAUAGCGCUCAACGCUCCGACGGUUCCAUCAACCGCCGUCUCCUCCGCCUCUUCGACUUUCGCGCACCUCCCAACCCCAAGCCUGUAAACUCCGUCUCCACCUCCGACUUCGUCGUGGACCCUUCUCGCGACCUCUGGUUCCGUCUCUUCACUCCACACGUCGUCUCCGGAGACCGCGUCCCCGUCGUGGUGUUCUUCCACGGCGGAGGCUUCGCUUUCCUCAGCCCCAACGCUCACCCUUACGACGGCGUGUGCCGGCGUUUCGCCAGGAAACUACCGGCCUACGUCGUCUCCGUCAACUACCGUCUCGCUCCGGAGCACCGUUACCCCGCUCAGUACGACGACGGGUUCGACGUCUUGAGGUUCCUCGAGGAGAAACGCGGCGAGGUUCUCCCGGCGAACGCCGAUCUGUCGAGGUGCUUCUUCGCCGGAGACAGCGCCGGCGGGAACAUCGCGCACAACGUGGCGAUACGAGUCUGCCGCGAGCGCCGUUUCGCCGCCGUGAAGCUCGUCGGAAUGAUCUCGAUCCAGCCUUUCUUCGGCGGGGAAGAGAGGACGGAGGCGGAGAAGAGCCUCGUCGGAAUGCCUCUGGUUUCGCCGGAGAGGACUGACUGGUGCUGGAGGGCGAUGCUGCCGGAGGGAGCGAACCGGGACCACGAGGCGGCGAAACCGAGCGCUGUGGACAUAUCGGAUCUUGAUUAUCCGGAUACGAUGGUGGUGGUGGCCGGGUUCGACCCGCUAAAGGAUUGGCAGAGAAGUUACUUCGAGUGGUUAAAGUUAUCCGGGAAGAGAGCAACACUGGUCGAGUAUCCAAACAUGUUCCAUGCGUUUUAUAUCUUUCCUGAGUUGCCGGAGGCUGGGCAGUUAAUCCAGCAGAUUAAGGAUUUUGUUGAGGAGCGCGUGGCCUCAAUCUCCUCUUAGUAUUUUUAUUUUUUGUUUACAUCAAAAGAUCAUUCUGUCUUCUUUUAGUACUUCAUGUUGUCCUAAAUCCUUAAUGAAAUUAUUAUUAUUAAGUUAA
Messenger RNA from Raphanus sativus (radish), 1167 nucleotides. Its product is annotated as probable carboxylesterase 18. Gene Ontology annotation, molecular function: carboxylic ester hydrolase activity. Gene Ontology annotation, biological process: pollen tube growth. Bases 69 to 1070 code for a protein of 333 amino acids. NCBI's taxonomy places the organism in Eukaryota, Viridiplantae, Streptophyta, Magnoliopsida, Brassicales, Brassicaceae. The transcript has a single exon. The record is from RefSeq and is a predicted model, not a curated record.